AUGCAUUUACGGUCUGUGAGUACCCAAGAUUUGAUUAUUGGUAAAGCGGGUAAACAUAAACGAGAGAUGAUUCCCAAGAUCCUGCGUGAUUUCCCGCAUCGCAAGUUUAUUCUGGUAGGGGAUUCAGGGGAGAUUGAUCCAGAAGUAUUUGGGGAUAUCUACAAGGAGUUCCCGGAUCAGAUUAUCAAGAUAUUUAUUCAUGAUGUGACAUCGCAACGUGCCAUGAAUGCGGAUAAAUUAGCCAAGGAUAAACCUGAUUCGUAUUAUAGUAGUUUUCGUAAGUUUUUGUCACGCGAGUCACGCAAGAGCUCUUCGUCUCAAUUGGCGAUGGAUGCCAUGGGCCAAACGGAGGUACCAGAGGAACAAGAAGGGUUGAACGACCCCGAAAUACCGCUGUUGACGAAAUUGGAGCAAUUUGAGGCCCGCAUGAAACGUGUCUCCCGGGACAUGCGAGAAGGUGUCUUUACCGUCUUUACCUUGGCUUCUCAAUUAAUGUUGGAUCCAGUGGUUGCAGAAGAAUUCCUCAUGUCAAAAACUACUGACAUGGCCAUUUAA
Mucor mucedo is the source of this 555-nucleotide messenger RNA. RefSeq lists its product as uncharacterized. Gene Ontology annotation, cellular component: actin cortical patch. The coding region runs from base 1 to 555 and encodes 184 amino acids. Gene Ontology annotation, molecular function: phosphatidate phosphatase activity. NCBI's taxonomy places the organism in Eukaryota, Fungi, Mucoromycota, Mucoromycetes, Mucorales, Mucoraceae. The record is from RefSeq and is a predicted model, not a curated record. The transcript has a single exon.